AUGGAGGUCCCGGAUGUUGAUUUUCCUGUGGGAACCGGAUUUAGUUUUGCCAAUAGUAAUAGCUAUUCGAAAAAUGUUACACAGGUAUCGCAACAAUUCUUAUUAUUUCUUGAUAAAUUUUUUGAAAUUUUUCCGGAAUACACCGAUGAUGAUAUGUAUUUGAGCGGAGAAAGCUAUGCCGGAACAUUUAUACCAUACAUGGCUUCUUCCAUUUUGAAAAGAAAUGGUGUAAGGAAGACUGCCGAGAAUAAAAAGUAUAAUUUAAAAGGUAUUUCUAUCGGCAAUGGAUGGAUCGAUCCGGUAUCCCAGGGGUUAUUGGUUGGAGAAGAUAAAAAUACAGCUGAAAACCAAUUGGAAAAAUGUAUGAACGAACUAAAAAAGAAACCAGCCAUACAUUUAGAUAUAUGUGAACAAAUUCUCCAAACAAUCUUAAAGCAUUCCAAGAACAAAGUAGGAGAGAAUGAGACGUGUAUAAAUCAAUACGAUAUUAGAGAUCAUUCAGAUACGUAUCCUUCUUGUGGGUUUAGAUGGCCUUAUGAACUUUCUACCAUUACAGAAUAUUUAAGGAGAUCGGAUGUUAUUGGUGCUAUCCACGCAGAACAACAACAGAUUGGAUGGGUUGAAUGUAAUCUUGGGGUUGGAAGAGAUUUUGAUAAUGAUCCAAAUCCACCGUCCAUCACAUUACUUCCGGAUUUAUUAAAACAAAUCGAUGUAUUAUUAUACAAUGGAGAUCAGGAUUUGAUCUGUAAUAUAAAUGGAAUGCAAGAUAUGUUGGAUAAUUUAGAAUGGAAUGGAUAUAAAGGAUUCAAGAACCUUACAGAGUUAUCAUAUUACGUCAAUAAUACACAAGUAGGACAUAUAUUAGCAGAGAGAAAUUUAACCUAUGUUGUAGUAUAUAAUGCUAGUCAUAUGGUACCUUAUGAUGCUCCGUUAACUAGUAUGGACAUGAUGUAUAGAUUUAUCGGAUUAGAUCAUCAUCUUGUUAAUAAAUGGCCUUCUGCAAUUGGAAUAGAGGAAAAUGAGGUACCCGAUUCGAAUGAAGAAAAUUGGGAUAAGUAUUACAAUGUAGGAACAUUUACACUUAUAAUUGUAAUAGGCGGAUUGCUUGGAUUAGGAGCAUUUGUGAUUCGUAAUAAAUUAAGAAAACGUAGAAAUACAAGUCAAGCUAUGAAGGCUGCCGUUGUAGAUGAGUCGGGAGAAAUGGAAGAAUUGGUAAUCGAAACACCAUUGUUCCAAUCAGAUGAGGUGGAUCAUUUUGGUGACAGUGAACCGGAAGAUGAUAAUAAUGCAUCAUCAAGUAGUAGUCGAAUUCGCGAAAGAAAUCAAGGUAGCAGAUAUCAAGAUGAAGAUGAUGUUAGAGACGAAAGAAUGAGAUUAAGACCUAGUGAUGAUAGAUAA
Funneliformis caledonium is the source of this 1398-nucleotide messenger RNA. Lineage: Eukaryota; Fungi; Glomeromycota; Glomeromycetes; Glomerales; Glomeraceae. The record is from the annotation of a GenBank genome assembly.